This is a messenger RNA of Synchytrium microbalum, 3075 nucleotides long. RefSeq lists its product as uncharacterized. Gene Ontology annotation, cellular component: cytoplasm. The transcript has 4 exons. Gene Ontology annotation, molecular function: zinc ion binding; metalloaminopeptidase activity; peptide binding. Lineage: Eukaryota; Fungi; Chytridiomycota; Chytridiomycetes; Synchytriales; Synchytriaceae. Bases 1 to 3075 code for a protein of 1024 amino acids. Gene Ontology annotation, biological process: peptide catabolic process; proteolysis. The record is from RefSeq and is a predicted model, not a curated record.
AUGAGCGGAUCUCGCCAAUUUGGAAAUUCUGCGGCUGACCAGAGUGUCGCAGUACCUAUCCAGGCUCCUACUACCUUAUUCAGCUCUUUCAAAAAGCGACGAGAAGGUUCAACAUCAACUCCAACCAACGUCGCAGCAGCAGCACCACCACCAUCAUCUACUAUAGAGCCUACAGAGAAUGACCCUUUAUUGCCUUCGCAAAAUAAUGACGAAGAAGCAAAUGCCAGAAAAGCUCAACGAUCAUCUUGUUCCAAAUUCGCAAUCAUAAUAACCAUAUUGAUCCUGUUGUUGGGUGCAGCUGCUGGAGUUUAUUAUGCAUUAUACGUCAGAUCAAGAGGAUCACCAGAUAUGCCACCUGUUCCGUCUCCUGAUCCUGAACUGCCUCUAGAAAAUCGACUGCCAAGCUGGCUCGUCCCAUAUCAAUACGAUCUCGACUUACACGUAAAUGUUGCCAAAAAAGUAUACUCUGGUACCGUGGCCAUUCAAGCUACGAUAUUGAAAGACACGUCAGAGGUCUUCUUCCAUUCUGUGGAUUUGGCAAUCACAACAGCACCACGAGUAAUCAGCCACGCCUCAGUAUUCGAAGCCUUGUCUGUGGAACACAAUAGUGACAAUAACAUAAAUUCGCUGCAGCUGGGAUCUACCUUGAAGCCCGCGAACUAUACGAUACUUAUAGAGUACACGGGCAAAGUCUUGGACACGUAUAAUGGAUUCUUUGUAAAGGAGUACAUGGACGCGUCUAAUAGGACUCAUGUAAUAGCUGCUACUCAUUUCGAGACUGUUGGUGCAAGAUACACUUUUCCGUGCAUGGAUGAACCAGCUUUAAAAGCACGCUUCAAUAUAAGCAUCACAACUGACGCUAGAUACACCGUACUAUCCAACGCUAACAAGCUUCAUAGUGAGAAAGCUAGUGGUGAUCUCAUGAAGCAUGUAUUUGCAACGACACCUCCAAUAUCGACCUACCUCGCGGCUUGGGUUGUGGGUGAAUUUGAUCGUGUCCAGGCAGAAACAAAUGCAACAAACCCUGUUUUAAUCACAGUAUACUCUGAAAUCGGCCGAGCAUAUGAAGGGGCUUAUGCUUUACGUGUCGCUCUAGACUCGUUACAAUACUUUGAAAUCACACUGAAGAUGCCAUAUCCAUUACCGAAACUGGAUCUUGUAUCUGUGCCUGGUUUCCCAUACGAAGGAAUGGAGAAUCUAGGAUGCAUGGUGUUUGAUAGCGAGCUUUUGAUGGUUAAUGGGAAGUAUUUAGGCACUGCUGAAGCCGAGUUACACAAGCAAACAACAGCUCUGCUCGUUGCUCAUGAGAUUGCUCAUCAGUACUUUGGUGAUAUCUCGACUAUGCAGUGGUGGGAUAUGAUCUUCUUAGCAGAAGGAUUUGCUGAAUACUAUCAGUUCAAGGGAGCUGGCACAGAUGACUCAUUAUCAGCCAUGUCUCAGUUCUUCGAAUACGAACAUCUAACAGCCCUAAAAGCUGACGCAACGAAAUUCAGUCAUCCACUCGUAUCCAACACGCCAACCACAAUUCCUGUAUACUCUUUUGAUGACAUUACGUAUGAUAAAGGAGCUUCUAUGCUGUAUAUGCUUGAAUCUUGGCUUGAUGAGGACGACAAGAAGGCCUGUUGUGGAGUCUUUUGUCGUGGCAUUCAAACAUAUUUAAGUGGACCAACUGUCAAGAGUGUUGGCGAUCUGUGGACGUCGUUGGAGAGUGCACGAAGAAGCAAUGCGGGUUCUGCUUCUGUGGCUGAUAUUAUGGACUCAUGGACCAGUCAGCCAAAUGUUCCCUUGCUUGCUGUAUCAACUACAAGUAACUCCAUAUUGCUUGUCAGUCAAACGCCAUUAGUACCCGACUUGGAUGAAGAACCGGCAUCGAAGUGGACUGUCCCUAUAGAAUAUAGUUAUCUGGACAGCAAAGCACGCACCAAUCAUAAAGCCAUCCUAUUACCAGAUAGCACGUUAGACCUGAAGGCUGACGUGAAGGGCCUAGUUUUACUGAAUACGAAUCGUACAGGUCUCUAUCGAGUCAACUAUACACCAGAGAUGUGGCAAACUCUUGCCAAACACUUGUCUGAUACACCACAUAUAUUUAGCGCAUCGGAGAGGGCUGGUUUAGUUUCGGAUGCAUUGUAUCUGCUGAAUACUAGGAGGCUUGACGCGACUGCUGCUCUAGACACGACGCUAUUCUUACAAAAUAGUUUGGACUCGGGAGUAUGGGAUAGUGCCAUGCAGGGGCUGUGGGAUUUGGAUGCAUCCCUUGGUGUUCAUCCAUCAACCAUACUCUUGAAAGGUUAUAUUCAAGGUCUAGUAGCUGGACCAACGAAGGAGCUGAAAUGGUUUGAACGCACGAACUCUACACCGAAGGAAGUGCAUCAGAGAGCUCUGACUCGAGGAAUUGUAUUUAAAUUGGCUGCUUGUGUAGGAGAACCUCAAGUAUUAAAUGAUGCUUUGGGAUACUUUUAUACAUUAGCCAAUUCAAGCCUCAGUAAAGUGUUGGACUUGCCACCGUAUAAUGAUGGAGUGAUUCUGGACGCUAUAUAUACAGCCGUUGUGCGAUAUGGUGGACCUAAAGUAUUUGAAUUGUUGUGGAAGAAUUAUACAACACCAGUAACAGUAAAUCCAGCAAUCCUACCUGGUGAUUUACUAUCCUCUAUGGCAUGGACUCCCGAUGAGACGAAUAAAGUCAGAGUAGUGUCUCUUUUGCCGCACAAACCUCUCUCAACACAAAUCAGAGUCCUCAGAGUAUUAAACCAUGCUUCGAUACUCGGCCAUGCACUCGUAUGGGAAUAUAUAAAAUCAGAACUAGCACUAUUCUCAGUAAAUAGUAAAUCCAUUAUAAGUCUUGCUGAGCAAGUUGUAAGUCGCUUCUCACCUGGAUUGGUGAAUGAAGCUAUACGGCUUGUGGAACAGCAAUCUGGUCGUGCCUGGAAUGAUUUUGUAUGGGAUAGUCCGAAAGAAACUGCAUUAUUGUAUGGUAUACGACGUGGUAUUGAAAAAUCUCUUGUCGCUGCCAAAUUCCGGGAUGAGAAGAGGGCCGAUGUACUGAAUUGGCUUGCAAAACAUACCCUCAUCACCUGA